GAGCAAAUGCUUCCCUUUGAUGAACCCCUUCUGGCAUGAGAACAUAAACAUGACUGCUUCACACAAACAACUCUUAAACAUGCAUGGGACAUUUGUAAUCCUGCUGCCUCUCAGCUUGAUCCUGAUGAUUUUUGGAGGGAUGACUGGAUUUAUCAGUAUUCUUGCCAGAGCCUACCUGCUGCUUCUAAUGACGGGAAUGCUUUUUCUUUUUGGAGGCCUUGUUACACUCACUGGGAUCAGUGUCUACAUUGCAUAUGCGGCAGCUGCCUUCAAGGAAGCCCUCUGCCUUUUGGGAAACAACAGUCUCUUGCAGGAAGUUAACAUCAAGUUUGGCUGGUCACUGGCACUUGUGUGGGUCUCCUUCAUUGCCGAGGUGCUGACUGGGGCAGCGUUCCUGCUGGCUGCCCGAAUAGUGGGCCUCAAACAGAGACGGGAGCAGAGGAUCUGAAGCAGCAAAGAAGCCUAAUGCAUACGUGGAAUCUAUGGGAUCAGUGUGGAGAAGAAGAAUGGCAAAGCUGCUCUUGAGUGUACUAGGAUGCUGAGUUAGCUCUUCCAACAAUUGUGUGGUGGUACCAAGUGUUAAAUAUCUAUGGGCUGGCCUACAUGUCUUUAAAAAGAAAAUGAAUGGUGUAUUUAGUGCUCACUAAGGAUGCUUGUUUGACAAGCGCAGAGAAUGAGCUUUCUCCAGGUCAAGCACAAACAGUUUCUCUCUUUCCUUUCCCUCUUUAGGUGCCCCUGACAAAGUUCCUUAUGACUGCACUGGAGUCUGGUCUCCACAGCCAAUUUAAUCAUGGGCCUCUGCUGAGACUGCUAACAGGGGUGCUUCUGAUUAGGGGCAGCUGUGUCGGAAGCCUCUCUCCCUUGACAGCUGGACUAACACCAUCACGACAUUUAUUGUGCAUAGGCCACUAAGCAGCCCUUAGACAGCAUGUCUUUUGUAUCAGUUCUUAUACAGAGUCUGUAUACAUGUACUAGCAGAUUUACCCACCAUUGCUCUGGUCCUUCUCUCAGUUAAUUUUUGGUCUUUUUCAUUUACAUCAUUGUUCUAGGGUGGGGAAGGGGACAAGGGGUUCAGUUUGCAGGCUGCCUGGAGAGAGAGGUGCUUCUCCAUGGCCGCUGCAGCU
Messenger RNA from Pelodiscus sinensis (Chinese soft-shelled turtle), 1124 nucleotides. The record is from RefSeq and is a predicted model, not a curated record. NCBI's taxonomy places the organism in Eukaryota, Metazoa, Chordata, Testudines, Trionychidae.